UCCGUUAAGCUUAGGCAUCAGUCCUGGCUGUUUAUAUCUUCACCAUAUUCCCCGUCUUUUCUCGGAUUUGAAAAAUCAUUGCGAACCAAUCAAAAUUUCAUCAAAUCACACCAAUGGGUAUCCACUUGAACACUAUUCAUCAAACUACAAUUACUCAAUCCCACUACUAUACCCACAAGAUUUUCCUCUUCUUCAACUACAUCCUUCUUGGUGCAGCCUCUAGUUGCAUUUUCCUCACUCUUUCUCUUCGCUUAUUCCCUUCCGUCUGUGGCUUCUUCUUGAUUCUUCUCCACGCUUUAACCAUAGCAGGGGCAGUGUCCGGCUGCAUCGCCGCCUGUUUAGGGACUAACAGAUGGUAUGCGGCGCACAUGGUGGCCACAGUGUUGACAGCGAUAUUUCAAGGAUCAGUGUCAGUGUUGAUCUUCACGAGGACAAGUGAUCUUCUGGGUAAUUUGAAGUCUUAUGUGAGGGAAGAAGAUGGGGCGGUGAUCUUGAAGCUGGCUGGUGGGCUAUGUGCUGUGAUGUUUUGCCUGGAGUGGGUGGUUAUGACACUUGCUUUCUUCUUGAAGUACUAUGCAUAUGUGGAAGGUGAUGUUAAUGGGAAUUCCGCUGCUAUGAAGAAAACUGCAAAAGUGCAACACGAUGAGGAUUUGAAGGACUGGCCAUGGCCUUUCCAAGUCUAAAAUUAUAACAUAUAUAUAUUAAUGUUGACAUGCGGGUUUGGUUAGUGCCUAUGCUGCUCAAACUUGUUUUACUUUUUUAAUUAUUUCAUUUUAUAGGAGGCCUUUUCUUGGGGUUUCUGAGUUGUUUCAAUUGAUAUAUGUAUAUUGGUUUUUAUUUGUUUAUGUUUUUGCUUUUUCUGUCUUUUGGAUUUGGUGAGUUAUUCUUAAUACAAUGUAAUGUA
This is a messenger RNA of Durio zibethinus, 904 nucleotides long. RefSeq lists its product as uncharacterized. Lineage: Eukaryota; Viridiplantae; Streptophyta; Magnoliopsida; Malvales; Malvaceae. The record is from RefSeq and is a predicted model, not a curated record.